Messenger RNA from Ictidomys tridecemlineatus (thirteen-lined ground squirrel), 4805 nucleotides. RefSeq names its product BCL2 like 2 (gene Bcl2l2). Gene Ontology annotation, cellular component: mitochondrial outer membrane. Lineage: Eukaryota; Metazoa; Chordata; Mammalia; Rodentia; Sciuridae. Gene Ontology annotation, molecular function: BH domain binding. The record is from RefSeq and is a predicted model, not a curated record. Gene Ontology annotation, biological process: regulation of apoptotic process; intrinsic apoptotic signaling pathway in response to DNA damage; extrinsic apoptotic signaling pathway in absence of ligand.
UUUUUUUUCCCCAUGAGAAUGAGUCCAUGUGCUGGAUUAAAAAAAAAAAAGAUUAAAAGUGAUAACAAAAGAAGAUGAAGAAAAGUACCUUUAGAACCUGCUUGGAAUUAAAGUACUGCCUGCCUGAUGCCUGAUUAAAGCCUCAGCCCUAGAAGAGACCACCAGAUUAAAGGCCCUGGGGAAAAAGGGAUUGGAAAGUUUUGGUAUCCUUGUGGUAUUUGCUAGUCCCAUAAGGACAAGGCACCUGGCAGGACGUUUCCAGUAUAAUGAGAACUGCUCCUCUUUUUAAGGCAUAUAAUCUAGGGCUGGAACAAUUCAACAAGUGCAUGGAAUAUCAGAGACCUUCUAAAAAUGCUGAAUUUGUACCACGAUGUUCUGAGGUCCAGGGUGUUUCUCUGGGCAGUCUCAAGGCUUAGCAGCUCAGCUCAGUCCAGCCCAUGGUGUCUCUGCCUUCAAUGGCCUUCUCUUUCAGAGUUGUGGCCUUCCCAGGCCUGUGUGCGGCCCCGCCCCUCUCUCUGGACGCAUCUCUGGGCCCCAUCAUCACCCGGCGCCAGGCCCUCCCUCCUGCCCCCCCUUCUCCUCCCUCCUUCCUUCCCUCCCUUCCUCCCUCUCUCCUUCCCUCCCAGCUCCUGCACCAGGAAACGGCCCGGAUCCCAGCAGCGGCCUGACCCGUGAGAUCCCUAACCUGGCAGGCGGGCGGGGUUGGAGACCAGUUGAAGGUGGGGGGCUCCACGCUGGCCGGGAGGAUGAAAGGCCCCAGCUGGGGGCUCCUUGCCACCAGCGCUGGGUCCUAAGAGCUGCCAUCCAGGCUGGCUGCCCGGAUGGCGACCCCAGCCUCGGCCCCAGACACACGGGCUCUGGUGGCCGACUUUGUAGGCUAUAAGCUGAGGCAGAAGGGUUACGUCUGUGGAGCUGGCCCUGGGGAGGGCCCAGCAGCUGAUCCACUGCACCAAGCCAUGCGGGCAGCUGGAGAUGAGUUCGAGACCCGCUUCCGGCGCACCUUCUCUGAUCUGGCAGCUCAGCUGCAUGUGACCCCGGGUUCAGCUCAGCAACGCUUCACCCAGGUCUCUGACGAACUUUUCCAAGGGGGUCCCAACUGGGGUCGUCUUGUGGCCUUCUUUGUCUUUGGGGCUGCCCUGUGUGCUGAGAGUGUCAACAAAGAGAUGGAGCCACUGGUGGGACAAGUGCAGGAGUGGAUGGUGGCCUACCUGGAGACGCGGCUGGCUGACUGGAUCCACAGCAGUGGGGGCUGGGCGGAGUUCACAGCUCUAUACGGGGACGGGGCCCUGGAGGAGGCACGGCGUCUGCGGGAGGGGAACUGGGCAUCAGUGAGGACAGUGCUGACGGGGGCCGUGGCACUGGGGGCCCUGGUAACUGUAGGGGCCUUUUUUGCUAGCAAGUGAGAAAGUUCAGGGCCAGGUGGGGCUAGGUGUGGCUGGGGGCCAGGAGAGCAGGAACAGAGAACAAGAAGUGAAGUGAAUGGUUGGGCACGGAACAGGGAAGGGGAGAGGUAGCAUGUGAGGGAGCCAAGUGUGCUAGGCAGGUGAUUGGAAGAGUGAGCUACAGUUAUUAAGGAGUUUUAGGAAAGUCAGGGGACCAGGAGAUGGAGUCAUUCCAGGGUUUGGGGGGAGGUGGGAGGGAUCAUGCCUAUAGGUAUGGGCACAUGAAACUACCCAGAGAUGAAUUUGCAGCGAUGAGGAAGGUGGACUUGCAUAAGGAGUUGUGUCUCCCCUGGAUAAGUGGGUUUUGGGGAACUAGAAGGCAUAUCCCUUUGGAAUGGAAGCUUGGGGUUCUCAGGUGAUUGGGAGAGGUGGCUGUGGCUGUGGGCUGCUUGGACACAAGUGUGCAUGUGCACGGGUACUCGUGUGCAUGCUGGGCUGUUUGUCUAAUCUGGAGGUGGUUCAGAUUCUUCAAGGAAAAACAUUCCCUUUUGCAGUGGCAAGAACAAGGGACAGUUCUCUGCCCCUCCUCCCAAACCCUCUUUUCCCUUCCCCUUGUCCAAAUGCCUCAAGGCUGAAGGAGAAACACUGUAUCCAGACUCUGGAGGGCUCUGGCACUUCUCUGCAGAAAGUUGUUGGUAGGGCUUUGGAGAGAAAGCAAUUCUGUAGCUGGCCUUGUUCCUUCAUUACCCAUUUUCCUGUGCAUCAUGAACUUCCUGCUGCCUCCUGGGCUCUGACAGAAGUGCAGGGCCCUGGAGCCUGGGCAGGUGAAGGCUUCUUCAGUAGCUGGAUAUGCCUGCUACCCUCCCCUCCCACUGGGGCACAAUGGUGCCUAAUAGCUCUGGGACCUCUGUACCCAAACUGAAACUCUAAAUUGGGGCUCAAUUUUCCUUUUGAGGAUGUAGACAUAAAUGCUGAUCUAGAAUAUAGUCUGGGUCCCACACUGUUUCUCAGUGAGACUGUUGAUUCCUUGAAAAGACCAUUCUAGCUUGAGCCUUGUGGGGUGAGGGUGACAGGUACUCCAUGACUGGGCCUAUUCUGUGUUGUGGGCUUUGGUGCUGCUUUAUUAGGGGCAGGUGUAUGGGUUUGAGAGUACCUACCACGAUCUGGAAGCAUUUAUAUUUCAUUGAAGCCACGCUGUUUGCAUGGGUGUUGUUUGUCUGUACCUCAGAGUCUGAGGAUGCUAACUUUAGAACUCACAGUCCUCUAGAACAGAUUCAGGCUAUAGCUUUUUCUUUUAAAGAAGAAAUGAUUCACUCCAGAUGCAUGUCCUGAGCCAGACCUCACUGCUGCACUUUCCAAGGUGCUAAAAUUUGCUGCUCUCCAAUGCUGACUUCAUUCAAAGUGCUCUAGAACCCUACCCAUAAUCCUGAGCACUGAUCAGUUUAGCUAGACAUGGUUGACUCUUCUUGGAGAUUUUUACUUGGUCCCAGAAUAUGGCAACAUGGAUGUGUUUGUUAGAAAGUGGGACCAAAUUGGCCUCAGGUGUUUAGUCCAGACUUUUGCUUUUGAGAGAGGGCUGCACUUUUUAAUGGUCUCUAUGGGGGAGGUGGUAGACUGCAUAUGCCACUUGGUCUGUUUUGAGUAUGCUGAUAUCAGAAACUCAGAGCUGGUCUAUGGCAGGCAGUUGGGGUGGGGGGUCUGACUUGCUCAGGACUAACUAGGCCAGUGGUUUUCAAACUGCUUGGCAGAGCCCCAAAGUAUCCUAGGAGUUGCCUCAGGAGUCCUUGGGGAGAUGAAGGGGAUGGGGGCUGAGCAGGCUGGGCAACUUGUCCUCAAACAGAACAGCUCCUCUUGUAGCUGUCUUACAUAUCGGGGUUCAGGGUAAGAUUUUAUUUGCAUUAAGGGUUUUGCUGCUGAAAAAUAAAAGUUGGAAAACCACUGACUAGACCAUCAGCUCCAAAUUGGAGCCUGUGCUCCCCAAGGUUUGGGGCAGACUUUUCACUUUACCCUCUACCACAAGAUACUUAUCUGUGUUAGCAUUCCUGGGGGGCUUUAGCAAAUUGGGGCAGCAGGGACCAUGAUCAGGUUACCAAAGUGCCCCAUUUUGAGGCCUUCACACCUGGGUGGAAGGAGAGGCUUUUUUAUGAAAGGGUAAAGGGCUUGGUCUGGAUUCCCAGAAGCAGAACUUGGAUGAGAUCACAGUGGGCAGUUUUGACCUGUUUUGCCCUUCUUAGUUUGAGGAGCAGUGGAAACCCCAGAGACUCUUCUGUCAGGGAAAACUAGGGACUCUCUUCUAGAGCCAUAUAGUUCCUUGGGAUUAGCUCUUGGCCAAGAAGGCUGAGUAUGGCUCCCAGUUUUUAAAUUCAUUUAUUUUUUUUUUAAUGAGGAAAAUAAAUGUAAUGGCCAUUUUUCAAAGAUUAAAUAGGUGGAGAGGGUGUUUCUUGCUCUCCAGAGCCCAAAGGGACAAAUAGGGACUUUGCUUAGGUCAAGGAAGGACUGGAAGUAGGGCAACUGGGUCCUGCGAUUAUUAAUCGUACUCCCCACUUAUUGUAGGGCAUACAUACACUAUUUUACUUUUUUAAAUCAUAAAACGGCAGGAGAACAGAUUUGGUUAGUUUAGAAGAAAAGAAAAAGCUCUAUAAAUAUAAAUAUAUAUUCCUGUAUUUUUAUUUAAUAAUUUAUAAAUAUCAAGUUCAUUUGACUUUUAUUUUUGUGUAAUAUGUAAUGGUCGUAUUAAAAAAAUAAAUAAAGCCCAGAAGUUUAAUGAGAAGGACUGAACAGGGUUUUGUGACUUUAUACUGUAUAACUGGGGUCAGAACAUUCCUCGAUCCAAUCAUCUGUUCAUGAUAUUGCUAAGGGCAAGAAUUAGAGUUAUAGGGUUUAAUCUGUUGAGAUUUAAAAAAAAAAUCAGAGUUGUUCUACCAUCUUCCUCACCCCACCCCUAUUCUGGUCAAGUACCCAAAGCCAAGAACUCCAUCUAUCCCAACCCAAGCUUCAAGAGGGUGUAGGUAUAUGGUACUUUGGGAUUGCCACAAACAAAAAAUCAAAACAAAGAAAACCUCCCUAAAAUCUUUAUGCAAAAUCAACUCCCCAGCUAUUGUUUGGCCUCAAAAUCAGAAGUGUGUGAUAAUGAUCCUUUCUCACUGAUGCCUACUUCAGAUUUAGAAUAUAUCUAUCAGAAAUGGAGCUCCUGCUUUCUUGUCUAGUCCCCAGAGAUAUUUGGUUUCAGCCAUUUCACUGCAAACUGCUAAUUGGAUGGAAUCUCCAGGAUUAUUCAGUCCAUUCCCCUCUGUACCUCUAGUUAGGACCACAUCAAAAUCAUUUCUGACAGGAACCGUGAUUUUAAUUUUAAAUUUCAAAUGGAAAUUUCUGAUCUUUCUAUAACCCAGUGCAAUAAAUUGAUGUUUGGGUUUAUGUGUUAAA